Messenger RNA from Mastomys coucha (southern multimammate mouse), 1084 nucleotides. RefSeq names its product histone H1x. NCBI's taxonomy places the organism in Eukaryota, Metazoa, Chordata, Mammalia, Rodentia, Muridae. Gene Ontology annotation, molecular function: structural constituent of chromatin; DNA binding. Gene Ontology annotation, biological process: nucleosome assembly. Gene Ontology annotation, cellular component: nucleosome. The transcript has a single exon. The coding region runs from base 140 to 706 and encodes 188 amino acids. The record is from RefSeq and is a predicted model, not a curated record.
CAGGCCCGGCCGCGGCCGCUCCCGCCUGGAGCCGCCGCGCGCCCCCAGUCCCCCGGCGCCGCCGCGGCCCCUCGCCUUCCUCUUCCCGGCGCGGCCCCCCGGCUACCGCGCGCCGCCCGCCACCAACCCGCUGGCCACCAUGUCGGUGGAGCUUGAGGAGGCCCUGCCGCCGACGAGCGCCGACGGGACGGCUCGCAAGACGGCCAAGGCCAGCGGCUCUGCGGCGCCCACGCAGCCCAAGAGAAGGAAGAACCGCAAGAAGAACCAGCCAGGCAAGUACAGCCAGCUGGUGGUGGAGACCAUCCGCAGACUAGGUGAGCGCGGCGGCUCCUCUCUGGCGCGCAUCUACGCCGAGGCCAGGAAGGUGGCAUGGUUCGACCAGCAGAACGGGCGCACCUACCUCAAGUACUCUAUCCGGGCGCUGGUGCAGAACGAUACGCUGCUGCAGGUGAAGGGCACCGGCGCCAACGGAUCCUUCAAGCUGAACCGCAAGAAGCUGGAAGGCGGCGCGGAGCGGCGCGGAGCUUCGGCGGCUGGCAGCCCCGCGCCCAAGGCACGCACGGCGGCGGCGGACAGAACGCCGGCCAGGCCGCAGCCCGAGCGGCGCGCGCACAAGAGCAAGAAGGCGGCUGCUGCUGCCAGCGCGAAGAAAGUGAAGAAGGCGGCUAAACCCAACGUGCCUAAGGUGCCCAAGGGCCGCAAGUGACGCCCCUACGGUCCGGCGACAUUGUCGAAUUUCCGUCUCUACCCUCCUUCUGCCCCCCCUACCCUCGCCUCCCCGGUGUACCGGUUCCGUAGGGUUCGGCCAGGCCCAGGUCCCCGGUCCCUGUCCCCUCCCCCGCUCCUCCCCCAGCGAUGCUGCGUUCUGUUUGCUUUAGGUUUUUGAAACGGCCCUGGCGACGCCUCCAUUGGCUCUCACCCUUGGCAACGGCCGUCGUCAUGGUUACCGGCCUGGCGGCGCCAAUGGCCUGGCGGCGCCUGCCGUGGCCGCGGUGCCCGCCGAUGGUCACCCGGCGCUCGGGUUGUGCAGCGCCUUGCUUCGCCCGCUGCCUUCCUGGGGCGCAAUAAACGGUUCCAACCUUGA